Molecule: messenger RNA, 951 nt
Organism: Hirsutella rhossiliensis
Lineage: Eukaryota; Fungi; Ascomycota; Sordariomycetes; Hypocreales; Ophiocordycipitaceae
Product: short chain dehydrogenase domain-containing protein
Exons: 2
Coding region: 1-951 (316 amino acids)
Cellular component (GO): endoplasmic reticulum
Molecular function (GO): oxidoreductase activity
Source: RefSeq, a predicted model, not a curated record
AUGGCAGAUACGUCUAGCAUCAUCUUCGCCAUCGGAGUCCUCACGGUAGCUUUCGCGGCCGCCAAGGCCCUCAAACUCAUCAGCAUCUACCUCUUGCCCUCGAGACUGAGUCGCUUCGCACAUGGCACAUCCAAUGGCCAGUCACCAUGGGCCUUGGUGACGGGUGCUUCCGACGGCAUAGGCCGCGCUUUUUCGCACGAGCUCGCCGCGCGAGGGUUCAACGUGGUGCUGCACGGGCGGAAUCAUGCCAAGCUCUCUCGCGUCAUGUCCGGGCUGCAGGAGGACCAUCCCCGAAGGUCCUUUCGGAUCCUGGUUGCAGACGCCAGCACUAUGCCGUGCGUGAGCUGGCUCGAGCAGACGGUCUACGACUUGCAUUUGACGGUGCUCAUCAACAACGCGGGCGCCGGCCCGACCAAUCCAAUCUACGCACCGCUCAGCGAAUCGUCGGCAGCGCGCGUCACCAGCAACGUCAGCCUCAACGCGCUCUUCCCGCUUCAUCUGACACGCGUCCUCCUGCCCACCCUCGCCCGGAACGCGCCCGCUCUCGUGGUCAACAUCAGCUCCAUGGCAGACCAGGGCUUUCCCCUGCUGGCCUCCUACAGCGCAAGCAAGCAGUUUCUCAUGAACCUGACCCGCGCCGUGGGCCUCGAGAUGGCGCUUCAGGGCAAGGCGGGCGAGGUCGAGUUGCUGGGCAUCCGGGUGGGCAGGGUCACGGGGGUCUCGGGCUUGCAGGAACGGCCAUCGCUGUUCACGCCAGAUGCCCAGACCAUGGCCCGGGCUGCCCUGGCCCGAGUUGGUCGGGGGCAUGGCAUUGUAGUUGGAUACUGGGCCCAUGCACUGCAGCAACUCGGGGUCAGUCUUUUGCCCGCGUGGGGGAGAGAUAGGGUCAUUGUGAAUGUUAUGCGACGAGAGCGAGCGAGCGAGCUCAAGUCGGAGUCGAAACGCGCCUAA